Molecule: messenger RNA, 387 nt
Organism: Brassica rapa (field mustard)
Lineage: Eukaryota; Viridiplantae; Streptophyta; Magnoliopsida; Brassicales; Brassicaceae
Molecular function (GO): zinc ion binding
Source: RefSeq, a predicted model, not a curated record
AUGUCUUCUUCAUCAUCUGUGUCUGGUAACACUUACUUUCACCGCCGGCAUGUGGAAAGAGGAACGCCGAAACAGUGUUGGUGUGGUGAACCCGCUGAAUUAUGUACAUCUGCAUCACGGGCUAAUCCAGGAAGACUGUACUAUUGCUGUCGCAAAGGAUAUAUUAAGAGACAUUUAUUCAAAUGGGCGGACGAGUGCUUGGUGGAAGAGGUAGAAGAUAUGAAAUCGGUGAUGAGUGACAUGACCAAAGGCAUAUCAGAUCUGAGAGUAGACGUUGGUCGGUUGGAGAAAGAACUCGGUAAAGCGGAAAAGAUGAAGUGUUUGAUGUUUCCAGUGGUGGUUUGUGGGUUUGGUAUGGCCAUAUUUUGGCACUAUUUCUUUGCGUAG